Molecule: messenger RNA, 1263 nt
Organism: Gastrolobium bilobum
Lineage: Eukaryota; Viridiplantae; Streptophyta; Magnoliopsida; Fabales; Fabaceae
Product: probable carboxylesterase 8
Exons: 1
Coding region: 103-1116 (337 amino acids)
Molecular function (GO): hydrolase activity
Source: RefSeq, a predicted model, not a curated record
AGUUACAUUACAUCACAUCACAUUCAGUACCUCUUUUCACUCACGAUUUCACUUUCAAUCUCUUUCUCUCUUUUUCAGAUUCAAACCUCUCUUUUAACAACAAUGGCGGCACAACCCCCUUCCACCGAAACCUCCACCAUAGACCCUUACGAAUUCCUCAAAAUCAAACUCAACCCAGACGGUUCCCUCACCCGAAACUACAUCGUCCCCACCGUGCCACCAUCCCCCGCUGCCGCCGCCGCCGGAGAUCCCAACUCGCCGCCGCAACUCGCUCUCUCCAAGGACAUUCCCCUCAACGCCGAAACCAAAACCUCCAUCCGCCUCUUCCUCCCCCACCCUCCGCCUUCCUCCGCCACCAAGCUCCCCGUCGUGAUCUACUUCCACGGCGGCGGCUUCAUCCUCUACCACCCUUCCUCCCUCAUCUUCCACGAAUCCUGCAACGCCCUCGCCUCGAACAUCCCCGCCAUCAUCGUCUCCGUCGACUACCGCCUCUCGCCGGAGCAUCGUCUCCCGGCGGCGUACGACGACGCCAUGGACGCAAUCAACUGGGUCCGAAACCAGGCCCUUGACCCGACCCGAUCCGACCCGUGGAUGAGGGACCACGCUGACUUCUCAAAGUGCUUCUUAAUGGGAAGCAGCGCGGGAGGAAAUAUCGUCUACUUCGCGGGUCUACGUUCGCUCGACCUGGAUCUCUCUCCGAUGAAGAUCAUAGGGAUAAUGAUGAACAUUCCCUAUUUCGGUGGGGCCGAGAGGUCAAAAUCGGAGCUCCGUCUGGUCAACGAUCAUAUAUUACCGUUGCCGGCGAACGAUCUCAUGUGGUCGUUGUGUUUGCCGGAGGGGGCGGAUCGCGAUCACGAGUAUUGCAAUCCGAAGGUGUCUGAAGGGGUCCACGGAGCGAAGAUCGGACGGCUGCCGAAGUGUUUCAUCAACGGCUACGGUGGAGAUCCAUUGUCCGACAAGCAGAAGGAGUUGGGUAAGAUUUUGGAGGCACGUGGGGUGCACGUGGAGACACAUUUCGUUGAUGAUGGAUUUCAUGCUGUGGAGCUCUUUGACAAAGGAAAGGCACUCACGUUGGGUGAGAACGUCAAGAAAUUUGUACACUCCGCCGCUAUGUGACUCUCUGGGUGAGGCUACUUUUUUUUAAAAUUUUGCUUAAAUAAGAAAAUAAAUUUUUUGAUAUUGCAAUGUUAUUAAUUGCAAACAGAAGGGACAAAUUUCCAUAUAUUUUUUGAACAUUUAAUUGUUGUUUUCUGAUUUGUGGAU